UAGUGGAGCUAAAAGGGAAAACAUAUUUAAGACCCAGUGGGGCACUUGACCCAAGUGGUCCCUACUGUUGAGAACUUCAGAGACAAAAGGUUUUAUUUUUGUCUUCCAGGGGGAAUUGAAAUAGCCAAGAUGCCUGAGAAAGUACCGGAGAGGAAAUCUAAAAUCUCAGCCUCCCGCAAGCUCAUGCUGAAGAGCUUGAUGGUUGCCAAGGCCAAGGAGGAGCUGGAGCAGGAGAUGGAAGAAAAAGAGGAACAGAAGGAAAAUUACCUGAAAGACAAAUCUCCUCCAAUACAGACCAGUAGCAUGUCCUUAGCAGAGCUACGGACGUUAUGUGAAGAGCUGCAUGCCAAAAUAGAUGUGGUGGACGAGGAGCGGUAUGACAUUGAAGCCAAAGUCUUGCACAACAACAGAGAGAUCAAAGACCUAAACAUUAAGGUACUGGACCUGCGAGGGAAGUUUAAGAGACCCAACCUCAGAAGGGUGAGGGUCUCUGCUGAUGCCAUCCUGCGCUCCCUACUGGGCUCCAAACACAAGGUGUCUCUGGAUCUGCGAGCUAAUCUUAAAUCAGUCAAGAAGGAGGACACAGAAAAGGAGAAGACGGUGGAGAUGAGUGACUGGAGAAAGAAUGUGGAAGCCAUGUCAGGCAUGGAGGGCCGCAAGAAGAUGUUUGAUGCAGCGAAGGGCCCAAACCAGUAAACAGGUGUUCUUCAAGAAACAGCUGGCUUCCAUCUAAUGUCAAAUACCAUAACUUGUAAACCGCAGAGUGUAGAAGACAAGAACACAAAACAUAAAUGCAUAAACUCUCAAGUACUUCAGAGGGUGGCAAACAAUUUGUUGGUAUUUUAUAUUCACUACACUGUGUGUUUUGUUUUGUUUCAUUGUCACUGAAAUAAACACAGCAUAUACAGUC
Micropterus salmoides (largemouth bass) is the source of this 910-nucleotide messenger RNA. Its product is annotated as troponin I, slow skeletal muscle-like. Bases 130 to 696 code for a protein of 188 amino acids. Lineage: Eukaryota; Metazoa; Chordata; Actinopteri; Centrarchiformes; Centrarchidae. Gene Ontology annotation, cellular component: troponin complex. The record is from RefSeq and is a predicted model, not a curated record. The transcript is spliced from 7 exons. Gene Ontology annotation, biological process: muscle contraction.